CCAAAGUGCACUAUUACAAACGCUACUCAGGCUGCACAAGAUGACCUCAGUGAUAGCUGAGACAGAAUAAGCUGCAUUUGUGUGCCUCGCUCUUCAGCCUGUUGCCUGCUUUUUUGUUCAAAAGGGAGACUUUUUUGCCUUGCUUCUUUUUGUGCUGCAAACCAACUUUUGACAGUCAGCAUUUAGCAGGUUCGUACUGUCACUCUAUAGAUUUGGCUCACUAUGACUGCAGACAUUUGGGACGUUGUUGUUGUGGGCGCCGGGCUGUCCGGGCUCAGUGCAGCUCAUCUGCUCCUGAAGAAGAAUCCCAAACUGAGAAUCCUGAUCCUGGAAGGAAAAGAUCGAGUGGGAGGUCGCACAGUUUCCUAUGAAAUACCUGCGGCGGACGGCGCUGAUCGCUGGGACUUUGGAGGCCAGUGGGUCGGCAGAACUCAAAAACAUCUCUUGGAGCUCAUAAAAGAACUGGGCUUAGAGGUCUAUCCCCAGUUUAACGAUGGUAAGAAGGUGCUUCAUGUUGGCGGUCCGGAUUCCAAAGUGCGUUCGUACAAAACCAGCAUCCCUGCUCUGACGCCACUGGUGCUUCUGGAUCUGAGUCAGCUGCUGCGGAAGAUUGAAAGGCUGCGCGGAUCAGUGUGUGUCCAGGAUCCCUCUAAGACUCCCAACGCAGAGGAGCUUGACAGCAUGACUCUCCACACAUACAUCGAGCGAAAUGCAUGGACCACAGAAUUAAAAGAGCAAAUUGGAGUGAUCAGCAGAUCUGUCUUUGGCAUCGAGCCAGCCCAGAUGUCCUUCCUUUUCUUCCUCACGUAUGCUGCAGCAGCUGGAGGACUGCUGGCGCUUCUGGAGAGCACUCCCGGUUGUGCUCAGGAGCUCAAAAUAAAGGGAGGCACCCAGCAGCUUUCGGAGUGUCUGGCAGAACGUGUCGGGUGGAAGAAUGUCCGGCUGGGCUCGGCUGUGACGGCCAUAUGGCAGGAUGCAGAAUGGGCCAAAGUGAUGACAUCCAGCGACACCUUCCUGUGCAAGGCCGUGAUCGUCACUUGCCCCCCUCAUUUGGCAGCAAAGAUCCACUACCAGCCAGCGCUGCCCAGUAUGAGAGAGUUCCUCACCCAGAACAUGCCUGUGGGUCACAUGAUGAAGUUUAUUAUCACAUACCAGACGGCAUUCUGGAAGGAGAAAGGCUUCUCUGGGGAAAUUGUGGCGGGAAGCUCCACCGACUGUCCAUUCUGUGUCACCUUUGACGCCACCAGCCCCCGUGGUAAUGCAGCCCUCGUGGGCUUCAUUGCAGGUCAGCAGGCUUCCCACUGGAGCACUAAAGAGGUUGAACAAAGAAAAGAUGCUGUGAUUUCCAGUCUGGUCAGAUAUCUGGGUCCUGAGGCUGCAUCUUUCAUCCAUUAUGAGGAAAAAGACUGGGCUCAGGAGGAAUACAGUGGAGGUUGCCCUGUAAAUGUGAUGGCACCAGGUCUACUGAUGUACUAUCACCCCAGUCUGAGGAAGCCCUGUGGCAGGAUCUUCUGGGCAGGAACAGAGACAGCCACGCAGUGGUGUGGGUACAUGAGUGGUGCGGUUCAGGCUGGUCAGCGAGCAGCUCUGGAAGUCCUGACUGAACUCUGGCAAGUGGAUUUAACCGCAGAGGAGAUGGAAGCUCUGCAGCACAGUCACAGCGUCAAGAGCUCGACAAACCAAGUCCCGACAUCCAAAUUCAGUUUUCUGCUCUCGGGAAAAUCUGCAGUUAUUGCUGCGCUCACAAUAAGUGCUGUUCUGCUCCUGACUCAGCGUCAGAGUGCUUUCACUAAGAUAAGCAAUAGCUUGACAAAUAUUCUGUCACAGAGAAAAAUAUAAUUCAACAAAAUCUCUAAACGGAUUCCAUUUCCUCGAAUCCCCGGCGUUUUUUCUUGUUAAAAUCACCAAGGUUCUCUUUGAUUUUCUUCUUUUUAUAAAGUAAAAAAGCUCUUUCAGAUUGCUCAGGCUAAAAGUUUUGGCUUUACAGAGUUCUUGUUGGGCUAAAAAUGAUUGUUAUGUUUCUUGAACACCCAUCACAUCAACUGACAAGCUUCUGAUGAGCAUAAAAUAAACAAGCCAUUUGUACAUUUGUCUAGUUUUUGCCAUUAAAGCUGGCUUCUGAGCACUUGCCUUACUCAUUUGGAGGUAUGUGUUGCUGCUUUCCUUGUUGCCUGUUCCAAGUUGCCAUUUACCAGUGGAAUUCCAAGGUCCUUGUAACUGUUCUCAGUGUCCUUUUCCUUGUCACCGUCCGACUGCAUUUCUCAAGUCUGAAUGACAUACAGUGGGGCAAAUAAGUAUUUGAACCCUCUGUGAAAAUCACACUAUGAUUUAUUUCUAUGCUACUGCUGCAAAUAGAAUUUGAACACCUGUCUAUCAGCUAGAAUUCUGACCCUCAGAGAUCUGUUAGUCCACCUUUAAAUGGUCCACCUCCACUCCACCUGUUUGAAGUGCACAAAGAAACCUGUUCAUCCCGUGCAAUCAGUAAGACUCCAACUACUAACAUGGCCAAGACCAAAGAGCUGUCCAAAGACAUCGGAGACUACAUUUUAGACCUCUACAAACCUGGAAAGACCUACGGGGAUAUGACCAAGCAACUUGGUGAAAAAAGAUCCACUGUUGGAGCAAUUAUUAGAAAAUAGAAGAAGCUAUGACUGUCGAUCUGUCAAGAUUUCACCUCGUGGGGUCUCAAUGAUCUGAAAGAAAGGUGAGGACCUGUCUUUAGUUUGCCAACGACCAUUUGGAUGAUACAGAGGAAUCAUGGGAGAAAGUCAUGUGGUCAGACGAGACCAAAAUAUAACUUUUUGAUCUUAAUUCAUUCACUCAUUGGUUUGGAGGAAGAAGAAUGAUGUGAACCCCCCUAAGAACACCAUCCCUACUGUGAAGCAGCAUGGGGUGGUAGUAUCAUGGUAUGGGGAUGUUUCUCUGCACAUAGAACAGGACAACUGCCCUGUAUUAAGGGUAGGAUGACCCCCCGGAUGGUGAGAUUCUGAGGAGCAACCCCCUACCCUCAGUUAGAGCAUUGAAGUUGGGUCAUGGCUGGGUCUUCCAACAUGACAAUGAACCCACACCCAGGAGAACCAAGGGGUGGCUCUGGAAGAAGGAUAUCAAGGUUCUAGAGUGGCCUAACCAUUCUCCAAACCUAAACCCAGUACAAAAUCUUUAGAGGGAGCUCAAAAAUCUGUUUCUCUGAAGAAACCUCGGGGAUCUAGAGAAGAUCUGUGUGGUGGAGUGGGCCAAAAUCCCCCCCUGCUGUGUGUGCAAACCUGUUGAAAAACUACAGGAAAUGUUUGACCUGUAAAAUCACAAACAAAGGCUACUGUACCAAAUAUUACCAUAGAUUUACUCAGGUGUUCAAAUAAUUAUUUGCAACAGUAAUUUCCUUUUUUUUAAACAUACAAAUUGUUUCUUGAUAUUUAUUUUAGAUUCUGUUUCUCACAGUGGGCAUGCACCUAUAUGAAUGCUUCCUACUCCUCCAUGAUUUCUGGGCUAUUCAAAUAAUUAUUUGUCUCACUGCAUCUGCUUUUAUCAAAGCCAUUUAAAACUGCUAGAUAUAUUUAGUAUCUUUAAAGUUAAAUGCAACUGUUUUUUAACCCAGUUCUAAUGAGUAAUUGUUCAGCUGAAGAUCUCGUUCUCUGAACAAGUUAAUUAAGAAAUGAGAAAAUAGUCUAAUCCAUCUGGCUGUCUCAUUUCAACCCCACCAUGGGUACAAAGAAGAAUGAAGAAUUAAUUUGUGUUCAUUUAAAGCCCACAUGUGAAAAACUCCUUUUUUUGUGUUAAAUUAUAUUUUUCAUCAUCAUGUGCAGCCCAAUACAAAUUACAAUCACUAAUUGCAUUGUAAUUUUUUCAUUAAAAAAUCUAAGAAGAAAAAAAAACUUUUUAUUACAAAUUAUUAAGAUGACUUGACUUUUUUUUCCAAAAUCUAAAAUACAUAUGUCGUCCACCUUUGAGUGCCAAAUAAUGUUGCAUUUUUGAGACGAACAGGAAACAGUGAAAGUACAAUAUGACAAAUUAAUUCUGCUUGUGUUUUUCUUCGUUUCACUUAAGAAUCAGAGAGCAGUCGAAGCAGUGAUGAAGUGGUCUUCGCCCAGAGUCACUAACGUUCAUUAGGAAUUCAGAAGGAAAAUUGCUUUGAUGCUCUGAAGAUUAGGAAACACAGUCAUACAUUUUUAAGGCUGCGACAGUUACCAGGCCCAAAAAACAAAAACAAAAAGAUGCAUUUUUAGUUUUUUUUUUUUUUCAUUGAAGUUGUGUUUAUUCUGAAAGCUACAAAAAUAGUGUUUUUUUUUUGUCUCAUUUUCAGUAAAGGAUCUCUUGUAAAAGUUGAAUCAUGCUGCUGUAAUUACUGUGGCCUCUGUUUACACCUGCCGAAACACUUGCACUUCAGCUGGUGUUUGCCUUCAGGCAACAGUUCUGGCUUAAUAAUUCAUUAUUUCCAGUGUAAUUUGUGCUUUUGACCAUAAACAACUCUUUUCACAGAACUCCACCACAGCCUGUUUCAUAGAGGCACAUGAGACUUUAUCAUAUUAUUUAAAACUUUCGACAGUGUUUUAAAAUAUACAUAAGCAUGGUUUAAAAAAAUCAACCAUUUAAAAAGUUAUGUUGUGUUAAUACAAAAAAAAA
Messenger RNA from Oryzias melastigma (Indian medaka), 4620 nucleotides. RefSeq names its product probable flavin-containing monoamine oxidase A. The coding region runs from base 223 to 1839 and encodes 538 amino acids. The record is from RefSeq and is a predicted model, not a curated record. NCBI's taxonomy places the organism in Eukaryota, Metazoa, Chordata, Actinopteri, Beloniformes, Adrianichthyidae. Gene Ontology annotation, molecular function: oxidoreductase activity. The transcript is spliced from 13 exons.